This is a messenger RNA of Schistocerca piceifrons (Central American locust), 723 nucleotides long. RefSeq lists its product as uncharacterized. Bases 1 to 723 code for a protein of 240 amino acids. Lineage: Eukaryota; Metazoa; Arthropoda; Insecta; Orthoptera; Acrididae. The transcript has 2 exons. The record is from RefSeq and is a predicted model, not a curated record.
AUGAGAUUUCCUCUCAAGUUGAGCUUUGACCUGUCCUCUCAAGUUGAGCUGCUCUCGCAACCUGUGCUGUCCUCGCAAGCCGUGCUGUCCUCGCAAGCCGUGCUGUCGUCGCAAUCCGUGCUGUCCUCGCAAGCCGUGCUGUCCUUGCAAGCUUUGCUGUCAGUGCAAGCUUUGCUGUCGGCGCAAGCUGUGGUGUCCUCCCAAGUUGUGCUGUCCUCGCAAGUUGUGCUGUCCUCUCAAGUUGUGCUGUCCUCUCAAAUUGAGCUGUCCUCUCAAGUUGAGCUGCCCUCUCAAGUUGAGCUGCCCUCUCAAGCUGAGCUGCCCUCUGAAGUUGAGCUGCCCUCUGAAGUUGAGCUGCCCUCUCAAGUUGAGCUGCCCUCUCAAGUUGAGCUGUCCUCUCAAGUUGAAUUGUCCUCUCAAGUUGAGCUGUCCUUUAAAGUUGAGCUGUCCUCUCUAGUUGAGCUGUCCUCUCAUUUUGAGCUUUCCUCUCAGGUUGAGCUGUCCUCUCAAGUUGAGCUGUCCUCGCAAUCUGUGCUGUCCCCGCAAGGUGUGCUGUCCCCGCAAGCUGUGCUGUCCCCGCAAGCUGUGCUGUCCCCGCAACCUGUGUUGUCCUCGCAAGCUGUGCUGUCCCUGCAAGCUGUGCUGCUCUCUCAAGCUGUGCUGUCCGCGCAAGCCGUGCUGUCCUCGCAAGCCGUGCUGUCGUCGCAAUCCGUGCUGUCUUAG